AUGGAUGAAGAACUCAAGAACUUGAUCAAAGUAUGGGUUUCUGCAAUAAUCUCGAUAUCUUAUUGUUACUACAUACCACCUAGAAUCAAAUCUGGUGUUCCUCGAUUACUCUCUGUUUCCCCUGUUCUUGCUCUGUUUCUUCUUCUUCCUCUCUUUUUCUCUUCUCUCCAUUUAUCUUUAAUCACAGCGUUUUUCCUCACAUGGCUCGCUAAUUUCAAACUCAUCCUCUUCUCGUUCGACAAAGGUCCUUUGAUCCCAAUACCACCUAAUCUCCCUCGAUUCUUCUGCUUCACUUGCUUCCCCAUCAAGGCUCAGCAAAGCCCUAAAUCUCAAAACCACUUGCCCAAAUUGGUUUUCGCCAUUAAAGUUGCGAUCUUUGGUGUGCUAUUACAUUUGUAUGGUUACAAACAAAACCUUCAUCCGAUUGUACUGUUGGGUCUCUAUUUUGUGCAUCUCUACUUAGAGAUUGAGAUUAUUUUAACGUUCGUCAAAGUUCUUGUUUUUAUCUCUCUUGGCUGCGAUCUUGAGCCACAGUCCAAUAAACCAUACUUAGCCACAUCUCUACAAGACUUUUGGGGUCGUCGGUGGAAUCUCAUGGUUCCAGCGAUUCUCCGGCCAGCUGUUUACGCUCCAAUGCGGCGAGUCUCUGAACGUCGAAUGAGUUCCGGUUGGGCUCUGUUUCCGGGGAUCUUGGUGGCAUUCAUCGUCUCUGGUUUGGUUCAUGAAUUGCUCUUCUUCUAUAUGACACGUGAGAUGCCUACAGGAGAAGUUACUCUGUUCUUUAUGUUACAUGGCGUUUGCACUGCCGCUGAGUUGGCGGUGAAGAAGAAAACCACGGUGAUGCAGCGGUGGCGGUUGAGUCCGGUGGUUUCCCGACUACUCACGGUGGGGUUCGUGUUUGCAACUGGUGUUUGGUUGUUUACACCUCAGCUUAGAAGGAGCGGCGUGAUGGAGAGAUUCACAUAUGAAGCUGUGAUGAUCGUUGAGUUAGUUAAUUCGGUUUAGAUAGAAUCUGAGAUAAGGAAUAAAAAUCAUUUU
Molecule: messenger RNA, 1038 nt
Organism: Capsella rubella
Lineage: Eukaryota; Viridiplantae; Streptophyta; Magnoliopsida; Brassicales; Brassicaceae
Product: probable long-chain-alcohol O-fatty-acyltransferase 5
Exons: 1
Coding region: 1-1005 (334 amino acids)
Biological process (GO): lipid metabolic process
Source: RefSeq, a predicted model, not a curated record